GUUUGCGGCCGCCAGCUGCAAGGGCCCGGUUCGCUCCAGACACAUCCCAAUAUAUCCGAAACAGCGAAGAGUUAGCCGGGACUGCAUACGGUGCGUCAAGUCAACUGACACAGAAGAAGCUGAUAAACUUGGACGUGCCCCCGCCCGCGUCAUCUUGUGCCCGCAAUGUCUGCUUCUCCUGCGCGAGAGUCUCUGAGCUGGACCCCGCCCCGUUCAGAAUGGACAUCGCGACGAGGCAAAACGCGCACGGUCCCCAUGAAGGUGCUCGUCCUAGGCUACCCAAGGACUGGAACAUCCUCUAUGUGCAAAGCGCUGCAGAUUCUCGGCUACAAUGAAGUCUACCAUAUGCAAUACGUGUUCGCCAAUCCGCAGGACUCUGGGCUCUGGAGGGAAGCCUAUCAUACCAAAUUCGUGCAAGGAGAACUCGUUCCGAGGGAGAAAUGGGAUGAGAUACUCGGCCACUGUGAGGCAGUCACCGACGCGCCUCCCGCACUUUACGUCGAAGAUCUUAUCGCUGCCUAUCCCGACGCCAAAGUGAUUCUCACGCUGCGCGAUCCGGCCGACUGGUGGAAGUCGUUCUCCUCGACCAUCGGACGCAUGCCGCAGAACCUCAUCUUCAUGUUCGCCAUGAUGGUGGACGUGCGCGGCCUGCGCCCGUUUGCGACAAUGGCAGAUGAGAUCAUCGGGGAGCUCGUCGGGCCGAAUCCCACCCCCGAGACCGUUCAGGCCCGCUUCGUCGCGCACUACGAUCGAGUGCGGGCGGUGGCGCCCAAGGACUUGCUACUGGAAUACGAUGUCAAGGCCGGGUGGGAGCCUUUGUGCGCGUUUUUGGGUGUGCCGGUCCCCGAUGUUAAGUAUCCGAAUUCGAACGACCGCGCGUCGUUCAAUGAGAGGAUGACUGCGACUGGUGUGGCGACCCUCUGGCGUGUUGUAGGAGAACUAACUGCCCCCGUCCUUGGAUUGCUCGCCGUCGGUCUGGCUGUUUAUCUCGGGCGCAAUUUUAUGUAACUUCAUCUUUGAUUUGAAUAAACAAGUGUUGAACUAAUGUUGUUGUGGAGAAAAUAGCCCCCACGCUCUGACCAGGUGGGAGGCACUACGUUUUUGGCACAUCGACAUCGGAAAGUUUCGUGAUCACGGGGCGAAAAAAAAAUCUUAAUCGGAGCAGCAGUCUUGAGAGACGGGAAAGUUUCUGGUGUCGGGAAAUGCCGACGAGGGUCUCUAGGUACCCAUCAGAAAACACAGCAUGACUUCACCCUGUGCUUACCGCGUCCCGACAGAAACAAAGCGACAUUUGCGGGACAUGUCUGAUUGCUUCCCGUGCAUGUUGGCUCCCGCGCUCUACCGCCAAAGGCUCCCGGCGUAGAGACUCGAUAUCUUACCUGAUGGACCCGCAUGCCACACGGCAGUGCCAACCGUCGAUUCGACGACGAAUCAAACCAUAGAAACGGAAUUCAGCUCUAUAAAGCGGCUGAGUGGGAGGGUGAAAGCUCACCUGGUGUCAUCUCUCUUUCCUUUCUCGGCGCCAGCGACUUGUUUUGUUUGCAACUCUCAUCCUCCUCUUCCCUUCGUUUUGUGGCAUGUACAACCUGCGCGUCUCGUUCGUUCUUUUAAUUCUGGCUAUUGUGAUGGCAACAAGUGCUGUUCCCCUCCCGCACCACCACGGCUCCAGCGACGACAAGAAUGCCGACCCUCACAAUCCUAAGGCUCAGUCGUCCAAUCCUGCUCAGAACAGAAAUCCUGGAUUCAAGACGACUUCUAUCACCACCGCAGCAAAGAGCACCUCCUCAACCGGUGCGAUCACCAGCAAGACGAGCAAAUCGCAGUCCACUCGACCAACGUCCACAGCCGCCAAAGCAGCGAAAGCGACCGCCGCUACUAUCUCCCCGACCUGCGAUCUCAGGGGAAUCCAAGACGACCUGCGCCAGAUGCAGGAUGUCAGUGCACAGAUCCGGGCCGUCUCCCUUCCCGCUGUCGACCCCCUGCGACAGAAAGUCUCCUCCGCCCUCACAUUUGAGGACAUCAUCCUCGACACAGACGAGGCACUGGGUCUCGCGUCGUCCACCGCGAAGUUGGCUGCGCUGGAGAGCAAGGCCGUGGCGAUUUCGAGCGCGGUAGAUGGUCUGAUGUCGACUCUCGCGGCGCUGGCGGCCAAAGAUGGACGGAGCCAGGGUCCAAGCGAGCUUGAUGCGCAGCUGCAGCAGCUGGCGGGCGGCGUCGUGCCGGUGAUCCAGGCGUGCCAGGGUUAGAGGCAAACACACACACACACACAUCGAUACAUAUACUUAUGCAGUCGUGUGUGCUACGCACAACAUAUGGGUAGGUAUAAAUAACGCAAGUCUGAGUAUCAAUCAAUCCACAUAAGGAGGCAAGGUUUCUGAACUUGGCCCAUUUUGCUCAUCCAUCCUCCGCUGGAUAUCGGCUCUCAGCUCCAGCUCCUUCUCCGAGACACCAGCCCCGCUGCGGGACUCCUCGGGUAAAGGAAGAGGACGGGAUCCACCGGCACCCAGGCUCCUCGGCGUUCUAGUGACCAGCACCCGAACAACGUCGUCAGCGCCAGCCGUGGCCCGCCGGCUGACACCGGGGGAGGGGAUCUGGAGGAUCGGGACGGCGGGCACAGCCGUACUCGACUGCGUGCUCUCCGCGAUACCGGAGCUGGCGGUGGGACUCGUAUACUGGGAGUGCGAUCCGCUGUGCCAGUGGUGCUCGCUCUCGGUGAGCUCGGUGUGCGCAUGCGGAGUGUACAAGUCCAUUGGAUUCACUUGCGCCAUCCGGCUUCUCGUGUUUUGCGACAGCGAGGGAGUCGGAUCGAUCCCGCCCUCUAGAUCAGCACGUCUCAGUCCCAUUGCCUUCUGCCGCCGCCGCCGACGCAGGAGCCAGAUGCAGAUGAAUAGCACCAGCACCAGCACCAGUACGACGACGACGGGGACGACGAUAGGAACGACGGCCGUGUGGGAUGGAUCUGGAUUGUUCGGCGGUGGGGACGCAGACGGGCUGGAGGAGAGCCCCGGAAUGGUCGUGGGGGAAGCGGCGACCGAUUGAGUGGCGAUGGGCAGAACGACUGGUGUCGGUGCCCCGGUAUUGGCGACGACGGUUGACGUGCCGGAGAUGUUGAUGCAUUCGCCCGCCGCGGAGCUCGUCAGCUGGCACACCACAGCGAUGUCGGUGGCAAACGGCUCCGUCCAGCCUGACGCAGACGCGAUGAUCGUCCUGGAGGCUGGGACAGGUGAGUAUGAGUAUGUAGAUACGUGCCCCAGUUCGGUGCGCAACGUACUGGGUGCAGCGACUGUGGCGACUUCGAUGACACCCGCCGCAUCUGUGGUCUUGACCUGGCUCGGAUUGAGAACCUGGUAUAGGUAGGUUGUGGCAGAUCCAUCUGAGCGUGUGCCGAUGGGAAUGGGUGCGAGCGUCGCCGUCCCCGGCAGCAAACGUCCAGAGCCGAAGAGCCAGAGGGUCAGCGAUUCUUGAGCCCAGCCUGGGGUAACUGCUCAGACUGGUCAGAUUCUAAUGAGGAUCCACGGGGGGUGGGAAAACGAACGCAAAAGGAAGAACGAGAGAGAUAGCAGGAGCGGCGAACACCGAGGCAUCGAGCCUCGUCAGUCGCGCAGACCAGAGGUCGGCACUGCAAGUGAAUAAGAACGAAGAUGGAGGGACUGGCUAGCAGCAGGCAAUCCACACACUGAAGGCCCAAUCACUAGCACAGAUUCUUAGUCUGCAACUCGACGACGGAGAAGGCGUCGACUUCUGCGGCACCGGCACGAAUGAUGAUUUACCGCCCUCGUCGCUACAAUCAGAGCGCACUGCUUCCGGAUGAUACCCCCUAGUGUCUGGCACCGCUCAUCAGCAUCAAUGAUACAUGGCCACGGGGAGCGAUCGUAGACAACAUUGUCAUGUAGUGGGCGCAUGAUAUUGAGCUUCCCCCUGGGAGAGGGUCAAUGUAGAACGUCCGCAGAACAUCACGAUCAAGGAAGAGUUGAGAGAGAUCGGAGCCUAAUGGUGUGAUGUGACAGCGAUGGUCACACGUGUAUUGGGUGGGGAUGCUACCUCGCUAACGGAGUUAGAAAGGGUAUGUACAAGAGUAACGGGAAAGAUCAUGGGAAGUCAAAAAGUUCCCCGACGGGGAGUCGAACCCCGGGCAAGUGCGACAUUUAAAUCCAAGAAUGAAAAGCACCUAUGUUACCGCUACACCAUCGAGGACGUGAUCAUAGCACACGGCACCUGCAUUCAGAGCCAGAGGGAAGUCAUGUGGCUGUGUAGGGCAACUCGGGCCAUUUGUUUUUCUUCUCACAUUGUCACAGUGACCGCUCUUCUUCUGCUUGCCCAGUUUCCAAUCGAAUCUUCCCCACUCUUCGCAACAGUACAAGGUAAGCUUGCAAUACACGCCUGCCGACUCCCCCGAGCGGCCCCGGACCCCCAACAGGCGUCGUCCGCACGUACAAUCCAACGCUGGUGCAGUCCGGACUCAUGGAUUUAACAUAUCACGGCGUGCCCUUGCAUCGUGUCGCUCACUAGAUUUUUACGUACCUGUCCUAUGUACCUCAUCCCUCUCGCGCUCCUCAGUAUAUGAAGCCUCGCAGUUCUGCCUGUCUCUCUCAUGAUCCACGUUCCUUCUUCCCCCCACUCACAAAUCCGAGCAGCUCUACAUUCCCUCUUGCUGCUAAUGUCGCGACAUUCGUACUACACGUGUUUUAGGCGCGCUCAUUCGAAUUGAUUGAUUUCAUCGAACAACCUAGCUCGCCUCGCGAUAAUCGCCCCACGCGCUCCCACCCUCGAUGAUACCACCAGGCUAACGUAUACAUAUACUUCGCAGACUGACACACUUCCCUCACCUACGCUUCCGUCCCCCCCAACGCACCAAGCACAUCCACAGAUACACACCACCAUCACUAACAUACGGAACAGACUAUGAGCAGUCCGUCGAAGCCAGGAUCGUUCCGGUCGCGCAUGGGCGGGGUCAUGCGCCGCACGUCGACGAUCCUCUCGGUCGUGCGCCCUGCCACACCGGACUCUGUUGCGUCUGGCGCCGGAUCGACAGGGAAGAAGAGGUCGAGCGUAGAGCUGGCGGGGACUGACGCGGGGACGAAUCCAUCUGGCCCGAUCGUACCCGUGGACACACCAGCACCGACACCGGCGCCAGCCGAGGCGGCCGCACCGACACCGGACUCUCAGCCGACAUCGGCGCCGCUUAUCGCAUCGGAAUCAGCCGCAGAGGCUGCGCCGGCGGUAUCCCUCCAGCCCGAGACGGAGCCUGUUGCCUCAUCGCAGCCGCAGGACGGGUCGUUCACGCCUCCACCGACUCCGCCGCCGCAGCACACGCAUAAAUCCGUCAAACGCUUGUUGCCUAUCGCGGCUCAGUACACGGCGUACCCAAGCCCGAUCGCGGAGUCACCCAUGCGGGAAGCCGCUGCUGAUGGGGAUGCGGAGAUAAAGGAGGAAGGGGCUGAGCAAGGGAAGACCGAGCAAGCGAAGGUCGAGCAGAAAGAAGCGGAGGAGGCGAUUUCCAAGCAGAAAGAGGAGCAGGAGAAUAAGGAGGAGCAGAAGCUCGAAAGAGUAGUGGACGAGGAGGGGGAAGGACAAACCAAGGAUCUUGUUGAGCAAGGACCUGUCGCGGAUCCAUCCACUGUGCACCCAGAUCCUCCGGUCUCAGAACCGACGAUCGAGAUGCCUCCACCCACGUACCCCGAGCUGCCUGCUCCCGAAUCACAGAUCGAGUCCAUUCAGCCGAACCCCGAUUCCCCCGUCACAGAACCGAUCAUCGAUGCACCACCACCACCGACGUUCCCCGAACCAUCUGCCCCCGAAGAAGAGGUUCCAGCCACUCAGCCACCAGUUGACCUCGAGCCUGAACACAUCCCGCUGUCCGACGAUGUAGACUCAAACACGAACGGGUACAUUCACCCCCACACGCUUUCCAUCUUCGAGUACGGCAAUCCAGGCGCGUUCACCGACGAGCCGGAGGACCUCAUGCAAUCGAAAGACGCGGUCGACUUCAUUGUGGAGAGGAGUCCGGAGCUGAAGGAGAAUAUCAUCGCAGACGGCGGUGACGGCGAGCUGGGUCCGCGGGUCGUCGAAACGGGCUUCUCAGUCCCGGUGAUCUCGAUGCCAGCUCCGGACACGAUGCCUGAAGUGGAGGAGGCAGUCGACUACUUCGGGAUCCCGAUUUCGAUUCCGAUUCCGAUUCCCAUCCAUGAUUCAGCUGCAGGACAGGGUUACGAUGUAGGAGAUCGCGCACCGGAAUCUGCGGUUCCUGCCGAACACGAGAUCCCGAGCAUGCCGACUCCAAGCGCGAGCGUGCAGAUCGCAGUUCUAGGGCCGGAGGAGGCUGAGAACCCGUUUGCUGAUCCGCCGCAAAGUACCUGGGACGAAGUGCUGAGGGUCCCCGAACCCAUCCCCAUCCCCGUCCCAUUUUCGGGUGGAUCCCCGGGCAAAUCUGGCACCCGCAAGAGUGUGCUCUUCGAACAGCCGGAUGCGGAGCGCCAGCCGUUGCUGGGCAAUGCGCAUUCAAGGGGAUACGAUGCAACGAGCAACAGGAUGCCAGCGGGGACGCCUAUUCCACCGCCCCAUUCAGACCUCCCGGGUGCUGGCUCGCACACGUUCGGCUGGCUGACGUAUACUCUCCCAGACGGCGCGAAGACGUAUUAUGUUCAUCCCGGACUACAUCUCGUCACUGACGUCGACCUGGAGCGGGUCCUGCGAGCCGAGGUCCACCUGGAGAAUGUCCUGGGAGAGGUGUGGUUGCGAGAAAGAGAGACUAGUGGGCCGAAUAAGAAGAUGAAGCGCAAGAGUAGAGGGCGUGAGCCUGGUCUCGUCAAGUGGCUCGUCGAUCACACCCGGAGGGAAGUGUACAGGGCGGGCAGCGAUGAGAAACAUGCUGAGAUGGAGCACCGGUACUGGAGCUACAUGGAAUCUCACCCGGCGCAUGCCUCAUUGGGCUUCGCGGCCCGGAAGGAGGCAGCGGAUGUACUGACCUGGUGCUGGGCGGACGCGCUGUUGCCGCUUCCCACGACUCAGCGGCCCCCAUUUUCCCAAACCGAGUGUCAAGAGCUGUUGGGUGUUUUGCGGUCGUUCGACGCCCACCCAGCUGCACAGGACGGCGGCAUACAGAGCAUCGUGCUUACGCGCCUGGUCUCCCGGAUCCUGCUGCGCGUCGCUGAUUGGCGGGAGAGUGAGAAGCAGCCAGCACCAUCCGUCCAGCGCAUCGGAUUUGCACGUCGGACGGCCGAUGUUCUACUCACCGCCCUGCUACUCGGGAUCCCGUACAUGUUCUACCGCAAUCGAGUCAACGAAAAUAGUGAUACCGAGAGCCAAAACACGACCCGCAGGAACGCGCUUCCCGUACUGGUUAUCGCCGCGACAUCCUGUCUGCUCGCCGCUGUGCUUCUCAGUGCAGCAGUGACGCUGCUCACCAGUAGCUCUUUCUCUCCAUCCCUACUCCUUGGCCUCAAAAUCGACAUCGAUGCAGCAUGGUGGGCUGUGCUUGCUUCCGCCUUGCUCGCUGCGGGAUCGAUGGCCGCCGGCCUCGUCGCUCUCGCCCGUGUGAAAGCCGAAUGGGAAGCAUCCCCGGAAGUCGGAUGGAACGUCGUUGGGCCUGGCAGGAUGCGGACGGAGGGGAUGGUCGUCGUUUCGACUCCCACAUUCGUCAAAUCGCUCCCUCUGGCCCUGCUCGUGUAUGCGCUGAUCGCGUUCGUCGUCGCAGUUGUGCUGUAUUCUGGCUCUCUCCCGAAACAAAGCGCUCGUCCGGUCGUUACACCUCCCACUGCCACCGCAUAUACAACAUAUGCCCGCUGGACGAUUCUCGGCCUCGGAGGCGCUGCCGCAGGUGUCGUCGUCGCCGCAUUGCUGGUUGAUCGCGGUCGUCGCUGGACGUAUUAUUGAUCUAUGUCGAAUGGAAUAUGGCCGGACGAAUAGUUGUCGCUAUCACGACCGUCUUAUCUCCCAAAUGUUGUGUAUUACGCGCUGUAGCACAUCUCUUUGUACUCUAUGUAUCUAAGUUCGUAUGUUCGGCAUCUGCGCAAAGAAGAUUUAUGUGCUUGGAGUGCAGGGUCUAGAUUGGGAGGAGUC
Molecule: messenger RNA, 8058 nt
Organism: Mycena citricolor
Lineage: Eukaryota; Fungi; Basidiomycota; Agaricomycetes; Agaricales; Mycenaceae
Source: the annotation of a GenBank genome assembly